This is a messenger RNA of Microbotryum saponariae, 5149 nucleotides long. Lineage: Eukaryota; Fungi; Basidiomycota; Microbotryomycetes; Microbotryales; Microbotryaceae. The record is from the annotation of a GenBank genome assembly.
AUGUGCCCUUACGAGCCUGUGGUUGGAAUGGGUGCACAUCUUCGUACCAUUCCUACGACCGCCGUCGAUCAGGUCGAGGCGCGCUCGACACCUUUCUCGUCGUCGCCGGUGUCGACUUGUGAUUUGCUUCGCUCGUUCACGGCCAGGGCAGUGGGGACUGAUACCGUGGUCGAAGGACCCACCAACAAUGCCACUCAUCUUUCCCCUACCGAAAAGGAGGAACGAAAUUUGAAACGACACAGUCCACUCCUUCCAAAGAUGGACGCUCAUCGCAGGACCAGUGGUGGCACGUCGCACGAAUCAGACGAUGACGAUGACGAGUUCGUUGACGCAUCCCCGACGCAUCACCCGGACCUGGCCCCUCCGGUUGCGACUAUACCUGAGCUCUGGAGCACUAGCGUUCUCUCUCCCAUCCCUGGUUCGGCUUCUUUCGACACCCCGUAUGGCUGGCACGAGGCCCCUGCCUCGCCUUCACCGAAACAUCCGCCAUCUAGGCUGCUCCAAGUCGACGACUGGGACGCCGCAUACUCUGCGCCCAUUCAAGAUGCGGCAGUGAGCAUUAUUCGAUCUACCCCCCGUUCGACGGCUCGACCUCGCUUCUCAUCGGUUCCAGAGUCAGAAAGAGGCAAAGCUGGCUCGAUGAAAUUCGAAGAUGGAACAGCAUCGGCCGACGUCGAAGGAGCACCGCCUGUCCCAGCCGCUCUACCAGUGGAGAAAUCGAUCAAGCUGCGACUACGGGCCCAACUUGCUGCCAAGCGGGCAGCGAUUGAGUCCUCUUCAGGAUCAAGUGUCAAGUCGGACAAAUCGGACAUAUCGGACAUAUCGGUGUCAACCAAGUCAACCGGGUCUGCUGCUAUCGUUGAAGUGGCAUCGAAAAGCGGAUCGACUUCAUCGGCGCCCGUCGAAACACCGGGCGUGCGGGACAUCACCUCAACGCCCCCACCCGAAAAGCUCUCGAUCAAUGAGCACAAGGGACCAAGACUUUCUAACGAUGAGGUACUCGCCAAGAUGCGAGCUGUAAACGCCGCGGCUGGAAGGCACAGUGGAAGUACGCCUACGACUCCGACUCGAGAGGACUCGACCGGCCGCAACAUUUUCGAAUCGCCCAAGACCCCUUCGGUGGGGACUCGAACAAGAUCCGCAACGGGACUCUCUCCAAUCUACACCGGGCCACCUUCCGUCAAGUCCGAUUCUGUCAACCGGGACCCCACAGUCACCCCUGGUCGCUUGCUCGCUCGUAGUACGGGCUCCAUCGUGACGACAUCUGGUCUGGAGCCUCCUCCAAAAGCGGCGUCAACUACCUCGAGCGCGGCCAGCCGAAUCCCUUCCGAAAGGGACCGCAAGGUUGCUCGAGACAUUGCUAUACUCCUAGGAGAUGAUCCGGGUUUGUUCGAGGGUCCGACCCCAUCUCCCGCUCACUUGACGCAAGAGAACGUUGACGAAAAGAAAGAACCGGAACGAGCUGCCAGCAUGACCGAGUCGCAGAGAAUCAGGCAAGAGUAUCAGUCGUCUCAAGAACUUACUAGGUGAGCCUGAUCUUCAACAUGAUCUUAUUUUGAUAGCCUAAAUACUGAUCACCCCCCCCCCCCCCCCUCCUUAAAGCCACGAUCUCGACGAACCUAGCUCGGAAGUUGAUGGUCAGAAGGGAGCAGAUCGACAAUCCAAAGGGCUUUCGCUCCAAGAGGCGCCUCAAGAAGCGACGGGGCCUGCUUCUACUGGUCUUCCCGUCAUCCCAGCUCUGACACCUCUUUCGACAAGCUGGAGCCAGAGUCUCUUCAAGGCGACGGGUCGACCUGCUUCGGGCGAGAUCUUCGCAAAUCCUUCCAGAGGUUCCCAGGCUCAAUCGCGCAGUCCAAGUCCGGCCAAACGUACUGUCUCACCCGAACUCGCAAUUCGCAUGUCGCGUUUCGAAGCGUUGUCGACUCCACCUCCGGCUUCACCUGUUCGGGGCCCCAGCUCGUUAAAACCCUUGGAAGAAACGGUUGAGACUCCGCCUCGGACAACACCUUUGGCUUCCUCUGGCGCAGGUGUCGCAAAACGUUCUUCCGGAAUCAGUCGCAAAGAAACUUCAAACGCCGUUCCGUCUCAAGCGCAAGUUCCACUUCGGAUUCCCGAAACUCCAUCCAAGAUCGACCCUCCCUCCCAAUCAUCUCGAGAGUCGCCCAUCAAGUCGGCUGAUCGUAGCACGCCGAGUUCUCGAGUAGGAUCGACGAAACCCACUCCCGCCUCGCCUGGCUCGGGUAAAUCGACUCCGUCAGGCAUCACCAAAAAAAGGUCAUUCGUUUAUCAAGCGACCCCAUUCCUAGGCAAAGGGGACGUCUUUGGCGGCUCUCAAAAGUCGUUGAAGGACGAACCUAUCGACGGCCCUGUACGCUCUGCUUCUCAACACGAGAAUUCCGUAAUCGCUUCUUCGAUCACCGGAGAUCAUCGACCUGAAUCUCUAGGCUCCAUGAAGCCCUUGACGGGAUCGAUUCGCCGUCGUGUGGGUAGCUGCAGUGAUGCAAGUCAGUUCUCGAAGCCUCCCACUGUGGCGGGGAAUCGGGGGCGUCCGAGGUCCAACUCGGGCUCAACGGGGACCACUGGCGUUCUACUUUGUACCAAUUCCGAGGUUGAGCGUAUACUGCGGGGAGAAAACUCACAAGAACGUGAGUAUUCGAUGGGAAAGACGUAUAGCGUACUAUCUACUGAUGAAAUCUCGCUUCGAACCUCACCUGAUAGGGGCUCAACCUGAGGCUGUCAAAGAUUUCCCCAAAGUUGAUGACUCGCGAUUGACCCACAUCGACGCGUUCGGCCGGCGUCUCCUUCCCUUCGAACAACGAAAGGUGGCGGACGACGACAACCAAACGACGACGACUCGUCAUGCCAUGGAAACGCCCGCGGAUCGCCUCGCGUGGAACCAGGCGAAGGAGGCGUAUUCGGUGACUACAUACGAAUCAGAAGCUUCGUGGACAAUCUCAGCUGACGACACUUUGUUUCGUACUUCAGAAAGAAGCCAGGAACUUCAGAGCGUACGAAGCGUGCAUGCACCCUCUCGGAACCGUGCGCAGCUCUCACGAAGCCCGAUUCGCGAGAACGUCCAGGUCCAAAUCCGCCGUUCUGGAUCAAGAUCGUCUUGAUCAAUUACCCAACGCUUCCCUAUUACCCGUCAAGGACACCAAUAUCAAGACAUUUAAGGACAUGAAAGGCAAGGAGAUCUCAACUACGCCUAUCAAGCUCCCCAGCUCGCCGCUCCGUGGUAUCAACGCAACACGAGACACGCCCCUAGUCAAGCAGGCGUCCAAAUCCUCAGAGGCGUUCGGGAGCAAUUGGUCGAUGCAGCCAUCGCCUUCGGCUCAACCGGUCACUCCGAGUCGUAUCAUCGGACGCGGUCACAGAGGCCAAUACGAUGCACGCCCUCUUGUGACCCGAAUGGGGGACUUUGCCCCCACCGAUCGCGCCGUUCGCGACAAAUCAUCGCCCGUACAGCCGGUGUUAGUGAAUGGACUCACGUCUCGCAAUCCCACCACCCCGGACCACAAACAAGGUUCACCUAAAGUGACCUGGGGAUCCCCAGCCAACCCGGUUCCCUUCGAUCACUCGCCUGCAAGAUCGGAUCCGCUCGCGCCUAAUCCAAUCAACGCCUUCCUCGAGAACGAUCGUAAACUCGUUGAGCAUGCCAAAGCGCGGGCGAAGGAGAAUGGCUCGAUGAACCCUGGAGCUCCGACACCCCCUCGACCGACCGUGGAGAGGAAGAAGUUUUGGGGUCAGUGGCAUCAAGAUUAGCCGCGUAUUGAUGGCCCAGGAUACGCUGACGACGUUCUUCGGUUAACAGGGGGUGUGGUGAAAGCCGACGAGUCGAUGCACGCCCAGCGAUGGGGCACAUCGCGACCAGGAACGAUCGCCCCGCAGACCGAGGGCUACACUCGCCUCGUUGAUCCCCUUGCACGUUCAGUCGCAACUAGGGCAGCUCCCGGUGAAGUGGUCAGGACGGCGGCGGAUGUCACGCAGACGGUGGAACAGCUCUCGGGCGCUGUUGCACGAGAACCCGACUUUGAUUACGGCGCAGUUUCGGGUGAGCGGUUUUUAUUAAAGAGUUUGAACACAUGCUGACCUCACCUACCCUCUUUAUUAGCCGCGAUAUUCGAACUCCUACAAAUGGUUCGCGAGACGAAGAACCGCGAGAUUCGCGAGGCUCACAAACGGCAGCUCGAACGUCAAGUCAACGGAGGUCUAACGGCCAAAGAGCGCCACGAGAUCGAGUCCAAGCGGGCAGAAAUGGCUCGGUUCGAAGCGGAUAGGGUCAAGACUGCUGAAGAGUUCAAGAGUGAGUGCGAUCUAUUACCAUCAUGGGGACGUAGAGUGAAGUAAUUGAGGGCUUCGGUCCUUUCGCGUAGGCGUUCGUUAUGCGAUCGACACGCUCGCGGCGAACGAGGCGAAAACGCAAAACCUACUGACACAGAUGGUCAAGCACAUCCACUCGACCAAGUCGACGACAUUGCAUCCUGCAUUGACGGAAGAAGUGCAGAAGCUGUUGGGGUACGUUGCAAAGAGGUGUACUUGACGAGGCCCAGCUGAUCGACUUUUCUCGAGUUCAGUUCGGUCAAAGCGGGCGUCGAUGAUCACAUUCAGGAGGUCAAGGGAGAGCUUACACAAGAGGUAGGUUAAGCGCUUCUUGCUCAAAUGUUUGCCCUCUACUGACUCUGCUCUAUUCGUCGACAGGUCCAGCGCAUACUCAAAGAGGUAAGUCCUCACAUCUUGCUCCGAGCAGUCCAAGUUGAAUUGACACGCCAACACUAACCCCUUCCAGGUGGAGGAACUCCGAGACGAAAGACGCAGCCUCCAAAAUGAGAUCGCCGGCCUGAUGGCCUUCAACGUCAAGCAAAGUCUCGGAGCCGUCGAUCCCUCGACGACGAGUCGGGGUCCCAGAUCGAUGGCGCCGACGAGCAAGACUGGCAAGCUUUUCGAGCCGAGUAGUUCGGACAAGCAGGUGCGUGUCGAGUCGACCAGUCCCUCUCACUGGGGGUGCUGCAGCACGCUGAUAUUUCGUGUCGAUACGCAGAACCCAUCCGAUGAAUCUCCCCCUAGUCCUCCGCCUUCGCCACAGCCACAGAAACUCACGGCCGCAGGAUUGGGCUUCGGCCUCUUUGGCCCCAGAAUGCCUAGGAAGUGA